AUGGCUCUGAUUAACGCGGCCAAACUCAUCGAAAGCAAAUGGAAAAUAUUUCCAUUGGCACUCAUCGUCGCAACUGUGAUUGCAUUUGUCCUGUACGAACUCGUUCGCUGGUCUGCGCGAGUGCCCAAGUUCGGAGGGCCUCCUGGAAGACCCAUUGUGGGAAAUCUCUGGCAAAUUCAUCAGAAAGAUGCCCCAGAGCAGUACCGCCAAUGGGCCAAAAAGUACGGACCAGUGUACCAAAUUCAGCUCGGGAACAUUCCAGUCCUCGUUGUCAAUUCUGCAGCGGCGGCAAAGGCCAUCUUCAAUCAGAACUCCCAUGCAACCAGCUCGAGGCCAGAGUUUUACACUUUCCAUAAGGUCAUUUCGGGGAAUACUGCUGGCACGACUUUGGGGACUAGCCCAUACUCCGAAUCUCUCAAGAGACGAAGAAAGGCUGUGGCAUCAGCAGUGAAUCGACCUGCGGUAGCAACUUAUAUUACUCAUCUCGACAAAGAAACCCGUGUGUUCUUGUCCGAGGCGCUCAGUUACGGUGACAACGGCAAGAAGGGUGUCAACCCGAUGCCACUAUUCCUCCGUAUGAACAUGAGUAUCGGAUUGACCCUUCACUGGGGAACUAGAAUGGAGUCUCAAAAUGAUCUCUUCCACGAGAUUGUCCACGUGGAAGACACGAUUAGCAAUUUCAGAAGCACGACCGGUAACUUACAAGAUUAUAUACCUCUUCUGCGCCUUAAUCCGUGGAACCAGCAGUCUGCAGAGGCCGUAGACAUGAAGAUCCGCCGCGACCGAUAUUUAGGCAUUUUGGACAAAGAUCUGGACGAGCGCAUCCGACAAGGCACCCAUAAGCCUUGCAUCAGAGCCAAUAUGCUUGUUGACGAGGAGGCCCGGCUUACCGGGAUCGAACUCAAAUCCCUCAAUCUCACCUUGCUGGCUGCUGGUCUCGAUACGAUGAAUUCUGCGGUAUCUUGGGGUAUUGGCCUGCUGGCUGUACGACAGGACAUCCAGGACAAAGCGCUCAAGUCCAUCCGGGAGACGUACUCCGCUGACAACCCACUCUGCGACGCUUCAGAUGAUCAAGGUUGCGACUAUUUGGUGGCAGUUGUCAAAGAAAUCCUGAGGUACUAUUCAGUGACGAGGCUGUCACUCCCCCGUGCCACCAUACAGGACUUCGUCUAUGACAAUAAGCUUAUUCCCAAAGGCACUGUCAUAUUCCUCAAUGUAUGGGCCUGCAAUAUGGAUCCUGAGCUGUGGGACGAGCCUGAAGAAUUCCGUCCGGAGCGCUGGUUGGAGAGGCCAGAGACACCAAUCUUCACAUUUGGCACCGGAGGCAGAAUGUGUGUUGGCAUGCAACUGGCAUACAGAGAGUUGUAUGUCCUGUUCCUGAGAAUCUUGAACAGCUUCACGAUCGUGCCCGACGGGUUCAUUGAGAGUCAUCCCAUCAAAGGGGUGGCCAAUCCCGCUUCCCUGACAACGCAGCCGAAAGAAUAUAAAGUCCGAUUUGUUCCUCGAAAUCUGGCUGCUCUAGAGCAAGGUUUGAGCCGGUCCCAGAAGUAA
This is a messenger RNA of Rhinocladiella mackenziei CBS 650.93, 1551 nucleotides long. RefSeq lists its product as uncharacterized. Gene Ontology annotation, molecular function: iron ion binding; monooxygenase activity; heme binding. The record is from RefSeq and is a predicted model, not a curated record. The coding region runs from base 1 to 1551 and encodes 516 amino acids. Lineage: Eukaryota; Fungi; Ascomycota; Eurotiomycetes; Chaetothyriales; Herpotrichiellaceae. The transcript is spliced from 4 exons.